UUUGAUGGGAUACUGGCCAGUCAGGAGUACAGCGAUGCUCAAGACAAAGAGGACUUCAUCAUGACGUCUCUUGCUGUCAGCCAGCAACAAAAAGAAGCCAUCGAGAGGGCCACAGUUGGGCAGACGAGCAAUGCAUUAUGGGCAGCAUAUCGCAAGAAGAGGAUCACAGCGAGCAACUUUGGUUUGGUUUUGUCUGCAGUCAGAAGACAGUCUUUCCCACCUUCAUUGUUCAAGACACUGCUGGGAGAAUACAACCCCAAACAAGGAGCUCGUGCAUGUGAUUGGGGAAUCGUGCACGAGAAAGAGGCCAAAAAGAAGUUCAUGGAACAAAGUGGGGAGACCAUCCUGGAGAAGGGACUGUUCCUGUCUGACAGUGGGCUGCUUGGGGCCUCCCCAGAUGGACUUCUACUGUCCAGCAAUUACCUUGUGGAGGUGAAAUGCCCAUAUUCUGCCAGAGAGAAAACAAUCGCUCAGGCAGCAGAGGCAAAGGACUUUUACCUGUACGUGGACCAAGUCACCGGGCUAUUUAGGUUGAAGAACACCCACAACUACUGGCAUCAGAUUCAGGGCAACCUGCACCUGACAGAGGCUACCACCUGUCAUCUAGUUGUAUGGACAACUCAGGACAUGGCCAUUGUAGAGAUUAAAAAAGACCCAGCCUGGGUCAGCAAUCUUAAGGUCCUGGAAAAUUUUUACAAGGACCAUUUUCUGCCCCGUGCUCUCUUCAAUAACAAAUAAAUGUUAACUUAUUGAAAUUAUUUACUGAUAUGUGUCAUAUUUUUUUUACACAUUCUGAA
This is a messenger RNA of Engraulis encrasicolus (European anchovy), 797 nucleotides long. RefSeq lists its product as uncharacterized. The coding region runs from base 61 to 738 and encodes 225 amino acids. NCBI's taxonomy places the organism in Eukaryota, Metazoa, Chordata, Actinopteri, Clupeiformes, Engraulidae. The record is from RefSeq and is a predicted model, not a curated record. The transcript is spliced from 3 exons.